This is a messenger RNA of Zingiber officinale, 5474 nucleotides long. RefSeq lists its product as uncharacterized. The coding region runs from base 404 to 5437 and encodes 1677 amino acids. NCBI's taxonomy places the organism in Eukaryota, Viridiplantae, Streptophyta, Magnoliopsida, Zingiberales, Zingiberaceae. Gene Ontology annotation, biological process: regulation of DNA-templated transcription; protein phosphorylation. Gene Ontology annotation, cellular component: Golgi apparatus. The transcript has 12 exons. The record is from RefSeq and is a predicted model, not a curated record. Gene Ontology annotation, molecular function: DNA binding; DNA-binding transcription factor activity; protein kinase activity.
CGUGAAUCGUGAUGCCACAUUUCGUUCCUGCCGCAGCUCUGCGGCCGCUUUCUCCCCCUCCUCCCCCUCCUCCUCCCUCCUCUCCGCCUCCUAAACCCUAACCCUAAUCUCCGACCUCGCUUCUCUCCUCCAGUGAGAUAAGGGGAUUUGUCCGUCGAUCUGGACCGGCGAGGGGCGUUGGCGGUGGAUCUUUUCACGGAUCAUGGUUGGUAGUGAUUUGGGGAAGGCAUUAGUGGAAGUUGUUUAAGUUAGAUAAUAAAUAUUGUCAUGGAAUGAAGGCAACUUUUGUCUCUUAUUUUAUUGCUCCAUUUCCAUUUGAUGGUUCUUUGAGAGAUGGGAUAGUCACUUCAUAUCUAGUGUUGUUAGGGUAGAUUCUCAGAUUCAAUUCAGUCAUUACCUAUCAAUGGGCUCAACUAGUGGCAUUUCUGAGAUUGUCGAAGGCGAUGACUUGCCAAACUUGGAUAGUUACUUUGGCGGAUCGAAGACUUUACGAAUUAAACUCCAACCAAAUCUGCAAGAUGGUAAAUACGUGGAUGUUGACGACAACAUUGAAAAGUUAUUGAGGACAAUCGAUCGCAGGACUUCAUCCAGGAUUCUUGGUCCUACAAGUCAUCCAGCUGUUGAUUUGGUGCGGAAGAAUGCUAUGAAGAAGCCAGUUGAAGCUGGAGUAUCUAGAUCGUCAGGAAUAGGGAUAUCAGAAUCUGUCACUUUAAAACAAGCCUUGAGAAAGCUAUGCAUUACCCAGGCAUCAGAGAUGGCUGCUAUGAAGAGAAUGUCGAAAUCCAUUAGCUUAUCUAGAACUUCUGAGGCUGGGACAAUCAAAAGGCUUUAUGCAUCUGUGGUGGUUCAAUCAAGUGACUCUGCUCUCUCUCUAAAAGAAAAGAGAAAUUUAGUUGAAAUAUCCAUCUUGCCUGAUAAAGCCUCAAGAGAUUUAUCAAGAAAGACAAUUGUAUUUGGUCAAGGCAAAAAUGCAGAAUUGUCUACUCCGAGCACUGUUUCAUCUCCUCUUUCUGCUGUACCUACACCCAAGUUAACUAAGAUUAGAAUCCAAGAUGUAAUUAAACACACAUCAGAAGGGUCCCGUGAUAAUCAAUCAACUGCAGUUGAGAUGGAGAAGAAAGGGAGAUCAUUUUCAAGAGCAACCAAAUCUAGCUCAAGGCCAGUCGCUGCUUCGUGCAAGACUGUAGUGAACCCACAUUCAAACAAGCCAGUGCAUCUGAACAAGAAUGUCAGAAAGAAAGGAAAGUCUGAAUCAGCAUCAGCAUCAAAUAAAUCCAUCAAACACGGUGAUGUGAACAGAAGUUGUGCAACUUCAUCUGCUGCUAAACCUUCUUGCUCCAAGGAGCCUGCCACUCCUUCAUGUACUACGCCUACUACCAAAUUGUGUCGUCCAAAGGAACAUGUCACCCCUCCAUGCAGCAUACCUGUGACCAAAUCGUUUCCUAAAGAACUUGUCACUCCUGCAUCUAGCACUAUGAAACAUGCUGCUGCAGUUAGUGCAGAAAGCAAAACACUUUCUAGCCUAAAUAUCCAUGGCAGCAGCAAGGCCAUCAGUGCAAAAUCAAGUGAAUUCUCUAGACCUAGAGAAAAGGGUGAAUGCUCUCACAGUUCAAAAAGCAGCAUUGGGGAUUAUAGUAGCAACACCAGUAUCAGUGAAGAAAGUCAUCUGAGCAUUGCUAGUGGCAAAGGAUGUAGGCCUCACAUGUCAAAGGAUGCAAGAUGGAUAGCAAUCCGGCACAACUUAAUCCAACCAGGAAGCUUAGGCUUAAAGAAUUUUAAGCUUCUCAAAAGACUUGGUUGUGGAGAUAUUGGAACGGUUUAUCUUGCAGAGUUGGUUGAUUCGGACUGCUUGUUUGCAUUGAAAGUCAUGGAUAUUGAUUUCCUGGUUAGCAGGAAAAAGAUGCUGAGAGCACAAACCGAAAGAGAGAUAUUACAAAUGUUAGAUCAUCCCUUCCUUCCAACCCUCUUUGCUCAUUUUACGACAGAUAACCUUUCAUGUUUAGUCAUGGAGUAUUGCCCAGGUGGUGACCUACAUGUGCUUCGACAGAAGCAAUCUGGCAAGAGUUUUUGUGAGCCAGCUGCCAGGUUUUAUGUCGCAGAAAUCCUCCUUGCAUUGGAGUACCUACAUAUGCAAGGCGUUAUAUACCGGGAUCUCAAACCAGAGAACAUUUUGGUUCGUGAAGAUGGCCAUAUCAUGCUUUCUGAUUUUGACUUGUCUCUCAGAUGCUCAGUAAGCCCGAUCCUUCUCAGAUCAUCAUCAUCAGGCACAGAAGAAUCAUCCAAGAAACACUCAGGGCCUUGUGCUGAAAAUAAUUGCAUUGAUCCUCUUUGUCUUCAACCAUCAUGGGUUCAAGUUUCUUGUUUCACACCCCGUUUGGUAUCCUCUUCAGAAGGUAAAGCAAGGAAGCAAAGAUCUGAAGUCAGUGGGCAGGUCAGGCCACUUCCCCAGCUUGUGGUGGAACCCACGGAUGCACGUUCCAACUCAUUUGUGGGGACCCAUGAGUACUUGGCGCCUGAGAUCAUCAGAGGAGAUGGACAUGGAAGUGCUGUUGAUUGGUGGACCUAUGGGAUCUUAUUGUAUGAACUACUUUUUGGUAGAACACCAUUCAAGGGACCUGGAAAUGAUGAAACAUUGAUGAAUGUGAUUUCACAGAGCUUGAAAUUUCCUGAGAAUCCAUAUGUCAGCUCUCACGCUAGGGAUUUGAUCAGAGGGCUGCUAGUAAAAGAGCCAGAGCAUAGAUUGGGAUCAGUGAAAGGUGCUGCCGAGAUUAAGCUGCACCCCUUCUUCGAGGGAUUAAAUUGGGCUCUAAUACGAUGUGCUGCACCUCCUGAGACACCAAGAAGUCAUGACAUUGGCACUCCUGUGGUGUUUCGCAAGAAAAAAGAAGGUAAGUGUCUUGAUUUUAGGACAAAUGGAGAGGAUGUGGAAUUUGAGCUCUUUUAUUUCCACGCCUUUUCCUUUGAAUCUUGGGUUGACCUGGUCCGCGCGCGUCAACUCCGCGGUGGUCAGGUUGCCUCCGCCGCAUACGAUGCGUCGUACACAGUCCGCGCUGCGCCCUCGAUUUAUAGCCCGCACACUCUUUUUACUCUGCGCCUCAAUCGCUCCUGCUCCUCCUCCUCCUCCUCUUCUUGCAUGCUCAUGGACGUCGACGACUGCUCCUCCUCUUCUUCGCCGUCGUCCUCUUCCUCCUCUUCUUCCGCCAGACCUUUCGCCCCCUCGCCGAAGCGCAAGGACGGGCGGAAGAAGUUCCGGGAGACGCGCCACCCGGUGUACCACGGCGUGCGCUCGCGUGGCGGCGGCAGGAAGUGGGUGUCGGAGGUGCGCGAGCCGCGGAAGAAGACCCGCAUCUGGCUCGGCACCUUCCCCAACCCGGAGAUGGCCGCCCGGGCCCACGACGUCGCCGCCAUCGCCCUCCGCGGGCCCGACUCCGCCCGCCUCAACUUCCCCGACUCCGCUGCGUCGCUGCCUCGGGCGCGCUCCGCCGCGCCCGAGGACGUCCGCCGCGCAGCGGCAGAGGCAGCCGGUAUGACGGCGGGCGCGGCCGUCGACCGCUCUCCGCAAUCGUCGUCGGCCGCGGCUCCGACGCAGGUGUUCGUGGACGAGGAGGCGGUGUUCAACCUGCCUGGGUUGCUGGAGGACAUGGCGAGGGGGAUGCUGGUGACGCCGCCGGCGAUGCACAGGGCGUUCGAUUGGGAGACAGUGGAGCUGGAGGACGACGGUUACGUGGCCGGUGACGUCAUCUCCCUUUGGACAAUGGAUUACGAGGUUGUUGGUUGCAGCGUUAGCAACUGUAGGACUCCAGCGCACUCCAUCAAUGGCAGCGCCGAGAUUUACACCGAGCUAGCCAUAUUCUUCCUCCUCGCUGUUGGAGGUUUGGUCGAAAUGGAGAGGCGGGAGGCCGUGGCGGCGCAUGUGGCGACGGUUUGGCGGGUGAUCAAGGCGCCGGUGGUGGUUCCGCUGCUGCAGGCCGCGGUGGCGGUCUGUCUGGCGAUGUCGGCGAUGCUGGUCGUAGAGAAAGCGUACAUGGCCGUCGUCUUCGUGCUCAUCAAGGCGACGGGCCGCCGGCCGGAGAAGCAGUAUAAGUGGGAGCCCAUGCGCGACGACGACGUCGAGCUCGGCGGCUCGGCCUCCUACCCCACCGUGCUCGUCCAAAUCCCGAUGUUCAACGAGAAGGAGGUGUACAAUCUGUCCAUCGGCGCGGCCUGCGGCCUCUCCUGGCCCGCCGACCGCAUCAUCAUCCAAGUGCUCGACGAUUCCACCGACCCACUCGUCAAGGAAUUGGUGGCGGCGGAGUGCCGGCGGUGGGCGAGCAAGGGCGUGAACAUAAACUACGAGAUCAGGGACAACCGGAACGGGUACAAGGCCGGCGCGCUCAAGGAGGGCAUGAAGCGGAGCUACGUCAAGCACUGCGACUACGUCGUCAUCUUUGACGCCGACUUCCAGCCGGAGCCCGACUUCCUCUGCCGCGCCGUCCCUUUCCUCCUCCACAAUCCUGACGUCGCGCUCGUCCAAGCUCGUUGGAAAUUCGUGAAUUCAGAUGAAUGCUUGUUGACGAGGAUGCAGGAGAUAUCGCUCGACUACCACUUCACGGUGGAGCAGGAAGUUGGAUCUUCCACCCACGCUUUCUUCGGCUUCAACGGGACCGCCGGAAUAUGGAGAAUAGCAGCUCUCGACGAAGCCGGAGGUUGGAAGGAUCGAACCACAGUAGAGGACAUGGAUUUGGCUGUUCGAGCGAGCCUCAAAGGCUGGAAGUUCAUCUUCCUCGGAGAUCUCAAGGUUCAGAACGAGCUGCCGAGUACCUUCAAGGCCUAUCGCUAUCAGCAACACCGCUGGUCUUGCGGCCCUGCAAAUCUCUUCAGAAAAAUGCUGAUGGAAAUAGCCAGUAACAAGAAAGUCACUCUCUGGAAGAAAGUUCACUUGAUCUACAGUUUCUUCUUCGUCCGGAAGGUCAUAGCUCACGUCGUCACCUUCAUCUUCUUCUGCGUCAUCAUCCCCGCCACUGUCUUAGUUCCUGAGGUGGAAAUACCGAAAUGGGGCGCAAUCUACAUCCCUUCGAUCAUCACUAUUCUCAACGUCGUCGGAUCCCCUCGGUCCCUUCACUUGCUCGUGUUUUGGAUCUUGUUCGAGAACGUCAUGUCGUUGCACAGGACGAAAGCGACCUUCAUUGGGCUGCUGGAAGCUGGGAGAGUGAACGAAUGGGUAGUCACUGAGAAGCUCGGAGUGGCCAUGAAGAGUAAAGCAGCAAAGAAGCCAAGAACCAGAAUUGGUGAAAGGAUGCAUCUCUUGGAGAUAUGGACAGGGGCGUACCUCGUCUUCUGUGGGUGUUGCGACGUGGCGUUCGGCAGGAACCACUUCUACAUCUUCCUCUUCCUCCAGGCACUCGCCUUCUUUGUAGUUGGCUUCGGUUAUGUUGGCAUCUGCGUUCCAAGCUCCUAGGAGGCCGCAGUAGAAUCAUUGUGUGAAUAGUUAGAAC